UGCUCAUUGUUUAGACGCCAAGGUUUACACUUGAUAGCAUAAAAAGAACUUGAAUUCAUUUUUAGUUUUCAAAAACCUCGCAUUCGUACAAUAGUAGUCUAAACCAAUAUGAUUAUUCGUACCCGGAAAACUAGUGGACUCAAAUGCAUCAUAUUGAUUAUCAUCGAUUCCUCGGGUUGCGGAGAUUUCGUGAUACCUGCAGAAUUUGUUAGUUCUAUGUCGUUUGCUAUCAACGUGGUCGGGUCAUUUGGAAUAGCUGUUCCUUUUGGUGUAGUUGCUUCCGUUGCAAAAGCGUGGUCCGACUUGGACUACUUAUGUCAUAGCAACGAUAAAAACUACUUAUGGAGUUUCCCACUAGUCUUCAAAAGCUCUACAUCGGACAAGGGGAAUCUUUUGGCUCGUCAAGGGCAAGGGUCGAUAGAGGCUCCUGGUGUAGCUGAAAGAAUUGCUAGGCAAAGGGCUGGAGGUGUUCGCAGUGUCGAAGAUGAAGUCGUACCAAAGGAGCCGAAAUUUUUAGCCAAGGUUCGCAAUCGGGAGAGAGGUGGUAGGGAUGCGUUUCGACCAUCGAAGAAAACGAACCCUUUUUCUCUUGGCGUCACUCUGGGGGAUAUAUUGCUUAAAGUACCAAAUAGAGGUGCAGGUCCACAGUCAUGGGCGAGACCUGAGCCUAAGCGACCAGCUGGGUUUGACAAUAAAUCGUUUCCAAUGUGAUUAAUAAAUGACUAUGUUUUUAUGCGUCAAAGUUUCCUUAGUGCA
Messenger RNA from Galdieria sulphuraria, 756 nucleotides. RefSeq lists its product as uncharacterized. The coding region runs from base 109 to 711 and encodes 200 amino acids. The transcript is spliced from 3 exons. The record is from RefSeq and is a predicted model, not a curated record. NCBI's taxonomy places the organism in Eukaryota, Rhodophyta, Bangiophyceae, Galdieriales, Galdieriaceae.